AUGCCACCCAUGGACGCGUCGACCCCCGUAUGUCCGAUGAUCGUCCCCAAUGCACCACUCUCUCAUAUCGCCCCCUGCGCUAAAUUGCAGUCACCGCAGUCUAUCUAUCCAUCCUCUCUUGCUACCGUUCUUCUGCUCCUGCCCUCCACACCCGGCCGCACAUCUCGCCUGCAUUGUGUUUCACUACACAGCCCUUGCAGGCUUCCUUGGUCCCUCACAACGCCUGCACGCGUCCGCUCGCACUUCCCGUUACUAUCACCUCCACAGUCUGUCCGAUCGGCACGCUCCCUGUCCCCCUAUCCGUACAUCACGCGUCCGGUUCGGGAACGAGAAUCUAAGCAUCCAGCUGACUUUAGUAAGCAACCAGACGAUGGUGCUCAUGAUGACAACGAUGACAAUGAUGAAGGGCUGAGGCCCUCAGGUUCUGGAGGUGCUUCUUCAGCCAGACAGCCUAGUGGAUCUUCUGGAGGAACUAUGGGAGGCAAUGCAGGUAUGAGUGGAAGAAAUAAGAGUGGUACAGGAUUUAAUAGUAGUUCUAGUAAAUACUUUCGCCUGUAA
Messenger RNA from Fomitiporia mediterranea MF3/22, 558 nucleotides. RefSeq lists its product as uncharacterized. The transcript has 2 exons. Lineage: Eukaryota; Fungi; Basidiomycota; Agaricomycetes; Hymenochaetales; Hymenochaetaceae. The coding region runs from base 1 to 558 and encodes 185 amino acids. The record is from RefSeq and is a predicted model, not a curated record.